Messenger RNA from Fusarium subglutinans, 1374 nucleotides. RefSeq lists its product as uncharacterized. NCBI's taxonomy places the organism in Eukaryota, Fungi, Ascomycota, Sordariomycetes, Hypocreales, Nectriaceae. The transcript is spliced from 2 exons. The record is from RefSeq and is a predicted model, not a curated record. Bases 1 to 1374 code for a protein of 457 amino acids.
AUGUCGCUAUGGGGCAUGAGGUUCUUCCACACGGCCAAGAUGCCAGGGCCUGUUCGACAAAGAGCUGCGAGGAAUGGGUACAAGCAGCUUGACUUUCUCGUUGCUCUUCGGGACCAUGCCAUUAUGUAUGCUUCUUCAGAGACCAUCUGCAUUUAUGCUUCUUUUGUUCAUCUACCUCCGGCGACCCCUGAUGAGGCCGAGAGCCUCCGCAACAUCUCAUCGGAUGAAGCAACCACUGAGCAUGAGUCUGACCAAGAGCAAGAGGACAGCGACGAUGACCCGUGGGACGCACAAGCUGCAGCAAGCGCUACAGCUGUGGACGAGCCAAACACCGUUGACUCGCAAGGCGACACAGGAUCUGAAGAACACGCCGGAGAUGACACCCUGCCCGACGCUGAGGCUGCCGUGGAUGAUACCUAUGAUCAUGACAUGAAGGUCCUGGCCCCAGCUUUGCCUAGCGCCCCUGCUCAAGCUCAGGGUUCUGCCACCAACACCACGACAGCAGAGAGUUCGGUAAAUGCCAACAACUAUCUUACAAAUGAUCCCGGAAGCAGCGAGCGGGACAGAGGUCAGUCUUUGGGGCAGCUCAAGGACAUCGACCCCCCGUCAUCCCUCAAUACUGAAGGCGUCAACGCAGAUGAAAACCCAAUGGGAAACAGUCCAAAGUGGCUCACGAACACUCCUGGUUCACCCUACGAGAACAAAGCAGCUACCUCUUUCAACAACGCGAACAGCCCUAGCCAGGCUGAUAAGGGUUACGCUACUGCGGCUCAGGAAGGCGGAGACGCUGACGCUGACGCUGACUCUGUCGGGGAGGCGGGAGACACAUCCCUCCAGCCCAACAACAUUCGCGUCCCUUUGUACAGACGACCCAGCACCCUUUUUGACACUCCCCCUACCUGGGCGGAAGAGUACAAAAAGUUUUUGGACAAAGCAUUCGAAGCCUGGCGUCUGUUUUACAACACUCGCGCACCCAGACCUCUCCGGACACGACUCGCAGAUCGGCGUACGCACGAGGCCGCCGUCAAGCGGUACAACCUCAUCAACCUGGGCCUCUACCCUUGCGUCACUGUAGAGCAUCUCUUGGAGUUGAAGCUUCGCAUUGAUGACGUUGCACGCUUCUGUGAUUUCAUGACUGCCAACAUGAUGGAGAUCGAGUAUGCCAAGGACCUGAGGAAGGAGGUCAUAUACACCUAUCCCGCCAACUCACCCCUUCGGCUUCGAACCAAAGGCCUUAGAAGUUCUCUGCGCUUCGUGACUCAUGUCGACGAGGGCUGGGAUGACGAGGAGGACAACUGGGGAAUGCCUCCUCUCACGAAGAAGAGAGGCCUGAUGCAGUUCCAUGCAUCACAGAAUCUGUCUUGGUAUUGGUAG